AAUUUUUAUUAAAAAUGAUUUUUUGGCAAACUAGGCGGUACUAUGGAAAGCGGCAUAACUCUUUGUUCUUAUUUGGUAGAAACGCAAAUACCAAGUUAUUCCUUCCCCUGAUCAUGUUAUAUGAUCUCAGAAGGCGCUUCAGUUGCAGUUAGAAGUGGCAGGAAAGUUUUGGAACUAAAAAUUAUAUUACAUUCUGCGUAAUUUGUGUUUUAAAUAAUACGAUUAUAUUGUGACUUGAGAAGAAAAAGGAUUAUAUUCUGUAGUUAAUUAGGUAACUUUAAUAUGUUAUCUGACAUUGUAAUUUAUAGGUCCGUAAUUUGUCGUAAUUUGCAUCUACCUGCUUGAGAUUUCUAGAGUUUAAAGAACAUUGUAGUCUAAUUUUAUUGAAAGGUUUUUCUUGUAUUACUUUUCACGGAACGGUUCCUAUAUAAGUACAAGAAAAAGUAUCCAGAGAAUAUUGUAUUAGAUCCAGUGAGUGAUUUUGGUCAGCUGAAGCGCCAGAAAAUAAAAUUAUAGUUUAAUUAGAGAGACUGUAUAAUUUUACGAUGAAAAUUGUCGUAGUUGGUAGUUCACACGUUCGUAGAUUGGGAACUUUUAUUUAUGAUCGACCUGCAUUAUAUAAUUUCAACUUGAUGAACUGUGAGGUAAAAUGUCUUGGGAUCGGCGGCGGAAAAGUUCAAAUUCAGAUCAUGUGCAAACUAUUUUGUCUUUCAUAGAGAAAAAUCGUCCAGAACAUGUAAUUGUUCACAUUAGUGGUAACGAUUUGGAUAUAUUAGGAGCCUCAGAAGAUACGACAGAGGAAUUGGGGUUACGGCUGAUUUUAUUAUCCCAAACAUUGACAACCCGAUUUGAGAUUAAGUCAGUAACACACAAUAUGCCAACUUCUACCAAGAGAAUCGACACGAGUCAUUGCAUCAAAUGUGUAUAAUGAUUUAGUUAUAAGACUGACAGAUUUUUGAAAGCACAAAUAAAGGACCAACCACAUUGUCGUUACUGGGAAAUAACAGGGGUGAAAAUUCGGAUCGCAAUAACUAUGUUGAUGGUGUUCACUUUAACUAUGAUGUUGGCAUGCCAAAAUAUUUUCGAAAUAUAAGAGGGUCAAUUAUUCAAGCUAUGAAAUAAAGAAAGUUAAUAGCACAACCGUUUUAUCAGAAAUGCCAUCCAAAGAACCAAAAAGAUGUAAUCGUAAACGGAAAAGCACACAGAGGCUUGGAGAAGUUAUUGAAAACCUAGGCAGUUCAGAUUUGGGACUGGGUGUAUCUAUAGACAAUUCUGUACCAAGCUCUUCAAAUCCAAAUAUUAAUUCCGGCCAGCUGUCAGCUGAUAAUUCACCUGUACAGUCCAAUCCAAUUGAUCCAAAUACGUAUAGUGAUGACCAAAUUCUGAGAAUAUUGACGGUCGCAACUCCAAUUAUCACCCAAACAGUAGUUACAAUACCCAAAAGCACUGGUGUUAUUCAAGGCAGGAAUGUAAACUCACCAGAUCCAACUUUGAUACCAACACACCAAGGUUUUAAUUCCAUUUGUCCACCAAGGCAAGAUACCACUACAUGUAAUACAACAGAGAUGACGACACCAUCCCAGUCCCACUCAACAAAUAUUAUUGAUAAACAAUCAUCUGAGAGCAGUCAUCCGUCCUGCUCAAAUGUGAUUAGCAGAAGCGGUCAACAGUGUUUCAUGCCAACUGAAGGAUCUCCGAGUCAACAGGUGGUGAACCAUCUUCUACAGGGCACUCCAAACACAGGUACAUGUUCAAACGAGUUAGGAGGCCAGGGUUUAUCACGCCCACUGGCUUUGGGUGUGGACCCAAAACUGAAAGCUGAUAUUUGGUCUAACAAAUACAUUAAUCUGGAGGAUUUCUUGAAAUCCGAAUCCAGAGUUGUUAGUAUGUUCCAAUAGAGAAAGAUGAUUGUUUAACAUUUGUUAAAAAUAGUAGUAGUAAGGCAAAAAUUGAGUCAAUGGCACAGUGGCAUGAAGCUUUUCGCAUUUAUGGGGCAAUUUAUUUUGAAAAAUACCCUACUGAAUCCCCGAAGCUGAUGAAAUAUGCGACUAUCAUUGCAAACUUGGCAGAAAAAGCUGGAAUUGAGGCUGCAUUUUUUUUUUAUUAUCAAGCAUAUAGGUAGUGGAGGGAAGUAGACCCUUUGCACUUACCAUGGGAUGGUGUAAAUGGGGAAAUAUUCAAUGUGGCGUUAGCUAUGGGGCUUAUUGGGAAAACUAAUGCCACGAAACAGCCCUCUCUUACACAAAGCCUCACGGCUCCAGCCUUUAAACAGAAAAGGUUUUGUUAUGCUUUCAACAAUGAUUCAGGCUGCACGGCAAGAACUUGUAGAUACGAGCACACCUGCCAGGUUUGCGGUGGAGACCACAGCAGGAGGGAUUGCCAACAAUCCAAACACGAGAACGCCGAUUCGAACUCCACCAAUAGAAGGGGGCCCUGAUACCAGUCCUUAACAUACGAAUCUGUUUUAUGUGGUUUGAUGUUGUAUCUGGGGAUAUGGACCUCUGAUACGACACAAGGCUGUUCUUUUCAUGAAAUACGUUGAAGGGUUCAUUGUUCUUGCCACUGUGCCAUAAACGGGUAAUCAUGUUUAGAUCUAGAAGUGUAUUUUCAUUACAUGUAUAAGAGUGUAAUAACUUUGUUGACAGUAUAGUUAAUACUCAUUUUUAAUUGUAUCUAUAUUGGUAACUGUGAUUACGAAAUAUAAUGGGGACAUGGGCCUCUCUAUUUCUAAUCCCUUUUACAGACUUACGGUAAUAUUUUGUAUAGUGUAUAUGAUUAUUGUUUUGUUUAUGUUUUUGUUGUUUUUGUUUUUGUAUUUUCCUUUUUGUUUUUGUUUUUUAUUAUUUUUUGGAUUUGUUUUAUUUUGUUCUUGGUAUAAUUAAGUUGAGAUAUUUAUCAGAUAUACAAUCGUUUGCUACCAUUAUUUUUCAAGGAUAAUUUAACACAUAAUAAACUAAAGUAUUUAGGUUUGCAAUCAUGGUCAUGCAAUUUUAUGACAUAUUUUCCAAUUUCUCAGAGAAAUUAUAAAACUAACAGUAAGGAAUCAUCCCCUUCUGUCAUUGCAGCUGACGAUGGAGUGAACUCUGGUCGACCUGUUGUCAUAAAAUUUAAGGAAUCUCGUAAAGAUGGUGAUUAAAUUUACGCACUGUAAUAAACUAUGCGGGUAAUGAUGUUAUCUUUCAAUAAUAAUAAAAAAAAAAAAAAAAAAAAAAAAAAAAAAUAUAGAUAUACGAAUAAUAAUAAAAAUAAAUAAGAUAAAAUAAAAUUAGAAUUUUCAAUGUAAAUAUAUGUAUAAAUUUGGCUUUGGUUGCCAUGGGGACAGGGGCCUCCGGUAGCCAUUAUCAUUUUUUUUUAGGUUCUUUUAAUUCGUUAUAAUCAUGGGUUAGUUAUCGUUUAGUUUAUAGAAUGAAUACUCUUAGAUAGAAGUAGCUUUAUUCAGAUUUGUGAUUUCAUUUUUGAUAUUUUUGUUUUUCCUAUUUUUGGUAGUUAGGACUCUGUUUUUUUUUUGUUUUUUUAGAAUUUUUUAUCACUGGCUUGGAUGGGGGAUAUUGUUACAAGGAAGGCUUUGGGUAACAAUAUUGUGGCGAAUGUAACCCCAUCUUUGAUGGGAUGGGUCAAUAAGGUUUUGUCAUUAUAACCAUAUAUGUUGUUUAUAAAUAUGAUUUAUUGAUUUCAUUAUACAUGUUUUUCAUUGUGUUGCUUCUUCGUCAUUUUAAUAAUAAAUGACAGUUUUCAAUUCUUAAAUA
Mytilus trossulus (common blue mussel) is the source of this 3746-nucleotide messenger RNA. RefSeq lists its product as uncharacterized. The coding region runs from base 1155 to 1898 and encodes 247 amino acids. NCBI's taxonomy places the organism in Eukaryota, Metazoa, Mollusca, Bivalvia, Mytilida, Mytilidae. The record is from RefSeq and is a predicted model, not a curated record. The transcript has 2 exons.